Messenger RNA from Carcharodon carcharias (great white shark), 8414 nucleotides. RefSeq names its product dedicator of cytokinesis 1 (gene dock1). Gene Ontology annotation, molecular function: small GTPase binding; guanyl-nucleotide exchange factor activity. The transcript is spliced from 52 exons. Gene Ontology annotation, cellular component: plasma membrane; cytoplasm. Bases 270 to 5846 code for a protein of 1858 amino acids. The record is from RefSeq and is a predicted model, not a curated record. Gene Ontology annotation, biological process: cell migration; small GTPase-mediated signal transduction. Lineage: Eukaryota; Metazoa; Chordata; Chondrichthyes; Lamniformes; Lamnidae.
AAAUGGGAUAACUAAUUAACUACCUACCUAAGUAACUAGUGCUUGGACAGGGAACGUAACCGUCAGAGGACAGCGGUGAUGAGGAUGAGGCGGUAACUCGCAGAAGUUUUUUUUGGGGGGGAGUUUGAUGGUCGGUGACGCUCGAGACACAUGACUGGAACUUUCUCUCUCCUCCUGUGGAAAAUGGCGGCCUGGACUUUCCGGGAGAAAUAAGGAAAAGCUGGAAAAUAAACACCGCAAACAAGUUGAAGGAAGUUUAAUCAGCAACAAUGACGCGUUGGGUUCCAAGCAAAAGGGAGAAAUACGGAGUGGCCAUAUACAAUUAUGACUCCAGGGAGGAAGUGGAGCUUCCUCUGCAGAUUGGUGAUACAGUGCACAUAUUGGAAACCUAUGAAGGUUGGUAUAGAGGAUAUACACAUCGGCGCAAAGCCAAAAAGGGCAUUUUUCCUGCUUCAUAUAUUCAGCUCAAGGAAGCAACAGUUGAAGGCAAAGGGCAACAUGAAACCGUUACACCAAAUGAACUUCCAUUGGUUCAGGAAGUCACGACAACCCUUCGAGAAUGGUCAAGUAUAUGGCGGCAGUUAUAUGUUAAUGACAACAGAGAGAUGUUCAGCCGAGUUAGGCACAUGAUGUAUGAUCUUAUUGAAUGGCGAUCUCAGAUACUUUCUGGAACACUCCCACAAGAUGAGCUGAAGGAACUGAAACAGAAAGUCACUGCCAAAAUAGAUUACGGCAACAGAAUCCUUGAUCUCGAUUUGGUGGUACGAGAUGAAGAUGGCAACAUUUUAGAUCCUGAUCAAACUAGCACCAUCAGUCUGUUUAGAGCUCAUGAGAUGGCAUUGAAACGAAUAGAAGAAAGAAUCGAGGAAGAAAAGUCUCAGAAGCAUAACAUUGACAUAAACAGACAAGCAAAGUUUGCUGCCACACCUUCUUUCAGUCUCUUUGUAACUCUGAAGAAUGUUGUCUGCAAAAUAGGAGAAGACGCCGAAGUCUUGAUGUCUUUAUAUGACCCUAUUAUGUCUAAAUUUAUCAGUGAAAACUACCUAGUUCGAUGGGCGAGCUCAGGUCUUCCAAAAGACAUAGACCGGCUAAACAACCUGAAAGCCGUAUUUACUGACCUUGGCAGCAAAGAUCUUAAAAGAGAAAAAAUUAGCUUUGUGUGCCAAAUUGUCAGAGUGGGUCGCAUGGAGCUGAAGGACAAUAAUACCAAGAAACUCACUACAGGGCUGAGAAGACCCUUUGGAGUGGCAGUUAUGGACGUCACUGACAUAAUUACCGGGAAAGUGGAUGACGAGGACAAACAACAUUUCAUUCCAUUCCAACCGGUAGCAGGGGAGAAUGACUUCCUUCAGACUGUGAUCAAUAAAGUCAUUGCUGCCAAGGAAGUAAACCACAAGGGUCAAGGUUUGUGGGUGACAAUGAAGCUACUGUUAGGCGAUGUUCAUCAGAUUCGAAAAGAUUUUCCACAUCUUGUUGACAGAACCACAGCAGUUGCAAGAAAAAUGGGUUUCCCUGAAAUAAUAAUGCCUGGUGAUGUUCGUAAUGACAUCUAUGUUACAUUAGUGCUAGGGGAGUUUGACAAAGGCAACAAAACAACUUCCAAGAAUGUAGAGGUCACAAUGGUGGUAUAUGAUGAAGAAGGCAAACGCUUGGAGAAUGUAAUUUUUCCUGGUGCGGGAGAUGACGGUAUCUCUGAAUAUAAAUCUGUUAUCUACUAUCAAGUGAAGCAGCCCCGUUGGUUUGAGACGGUUAAGGUGGCAAUCCCUAUUGAAGAUGUAAAUCGAAGCCAUUUAAGGUUCACGUUCCGACAUCGAUCAUCUCAAGAUUCUAAAGACAAAUCUGAGAAGAUAUUUGCAUUGGCAUUUGUGAAGUUGAUGAGGUAUGAUGGAACAACGCUAAGAGAUGGAGAACAUGACCUAAUUGUAUACAAGUGGGAUGCCAAAAAACUGGAAGAUGCAUCACCAUAUUUAAAUCUGCCAGCAACUAAACCUGCGCUUGAGGAGAAAGGCUACACAAUGACUGGGAAAAAUAUGCACAGUUUUGGAAACUUUGCCAUCAGCAAAGACUCAUUUCAAAUUUCUACUUUGGUUUGUUCGACAAAACUCACACAAAAUGUGGAUCUCCUGGGACUUCUGAAAUGGCGGUCAAACACAAAUUUGCUACAGCAGAACUUGAGACAGCUGAUGAAGGUGGAUGGAGAAGAGGUGGUUAAGUUUUUGCAAGAUACACUUGAUGCACUUUUUAACAUCAUGAUGGAGAAUUCUGACAGUGACACUUUUGACACAUUAGUUUUUGAUUCUUUGGUAUUUAUUAUUGGACUGAUUGCUGAUAGAAAAUUCCAACAUUUCAAUCCUGUUCUUGAAACCUAUAUCAAAAAACACUUUAGCGCAACCUUGGCUUACACGAAACUUACCACAGUAUUGAAAAACUAUGUGGACAAUUCAGAGAAACCUAAUGUGACAGACCAACUCUUCAAAGCAAUGAAAUCCUUAGAAUAUGUCUUCAAAUUCAUUGUUCGUUCAAGAAUACUCUUUAAUCAAUUAUAUGAAGAUAAAGGAGAAAGUGACUUUAUGGAUUCCUUGAGACAGCUCUUCAGGUCAAUCAAUGACAUGAUGAGCAGCACUUCAGAUCAAACAGUGAUAGUUAAGGGGGCAGCUUUGAAAUACCUACCGACAAUUGUCAAUGAUGUGAAGCUGGUAUUUGAUCCCAAGGAACUUAGUAAACUGUUUACAGACUUUAUCCACAAUGUUCCACCGGGCAGACUUGUGCGUCAGAAGCUGUACUGUUUGAUAGAAAUAGUGCACAGUGACCUCUUCACACAGCAUGACUGCAGAGACAUCCUUCUACCAAUGAUGACUGAACAACUGAAGUAUCAUUUAGAGAAACAAGAAGAACUGGAAGCAUGCUGCCAUCUCCUUAGCAACAUCUUGGAAGUACUCUACAGAAAGGAUGGGGGACCAACUCAGCGACAUGUCCAGAUAAUUAUGGAGAAGCUACUGAGAACUGUAAACAGGACAGUCAUCUCCAUGGGACGUGAUUCUGAUCUAAUAGGCAACUUUGUUGCUUGCAUGACAGCCAUCCUAAGGCAGAUGGAAGAUUAUCAUUAUGCCCAUUUAAUCAAGACCUAUGGGAAGAUGAGAUCAGAUGUUGUGGACUUUCUGAUGGAGACAUUCAUUAUGUUCAAAGAUCUCAUUGGAAAGAACGUCUAUCUUCCUGACUGGGUUAUAAUGAACAUGAUGCAGAAUAAAGUCUUCCUCCGAGCAAUAAAUCAGUAUGCAGAUAUGCUGAACAAGAAAUUUCUUGAUCAAACAAACUUUGAGCUACAGUUAUGGAACAACUACUUUCACCUUGCUGUUGCUUUUCUCACUCAAGAAUCACUUCAGUUGGAGAACUUCUCCAGUGCAAAACGUGCCAAAAUAAUCAGCAAAUAUGGUGACAUGAGGAGACAAAUCGGAUUUGAGAUCAGGGACAUGUGGUAUAAUCUUGGCCAACACAAAAUCAAAUUUAUCCCAGAAAUGGUGGGUCCUAUCUUGGAGAUGACUCUUAUUCCAGAAACUGAACUGAGAAAAGCCACAAUCGCAAUAUUCUUUGAUAUGAUGCAAUGUGAAUUUCAUUCAACAAGAAGUUUUCAGAUGUUUGAAAAUGAGAUCAUCACCAAGCUAGAUCAUGAAGUGGAAGGAGGCAGAGGGGAUGAGCAGUACAAAGUGCUGUUUGAGAAGAUCCUUCUGGAACACUGUAGAAAGCACAAGUAUCUUGCUAAGAAUGGAGAAAACUUUGUCAUGCUCGUUGUCAGGCUUAUGGAGAGGCUUUUGGAUUAUAGAACAAUCAUGCAUGAUGAAAACAAAGAAAACCGUAUGAGUUGUACAGUUAAUGUACUGAACUUCUACAAAGAAAUUGAGAGAGAAGAAAUGUACAUCCGAUAUCUAUACAAGCUGUGUGACCUACACAAAGAGUGUGAUAACUACACUGAAGCUGCCUACACAUUACUGCUUAAUGCAAAACUCCUUAAGUGGUCUGAACAGCCAUGUGCCGCUCACCUGAAUCAGAGAGAUGGAUAUCAAGCGCAGACCCAAGGCCAACUGAAAGAACAGCUUUACCAGGAAAUUAUCCAUUACUUUGAUAAAGGAAAGAUGUGGGAGGAGGCCAUUUCUCUAGGCAAGGAACUUGCAGAACAAUAUGAAAAUGAGCUGUUUGAUUACGAACAACUCAGUGAAUUGCUGCAAAAACAAGCCCAAUUCUACGAGAAUAUUGUUAGAGUGAUACGAGCAAAACCAGAUUAUUUUGCUGUUGGAUACUAUGGUCAAGGCUUUCCUUCAUUUACUCGGAACAAGAUGUUCAUUUACAGAGGAAAGGAGUACGAGCGACGUGAAGACUUUGAAGCAAGGCUAUUCACUAUAUUCCCCAAUGCAGAAAAAAUGAAGACAACAUCUCCUCCAAGUGAUGACACUAAAAAUUCCUCUGGACAGUAUAUUCAGUGUUUCACAGUACAAACCAUACGUGAACUCCCACCAAAGUUCAAGAACAAAUCUGUCUCGGAACAAAUAUUGAGUUUUUACACAGUGAAUGAGGUGCAGCGGUUCCAGUAUUCAAGACCAAUCAGGAAAGGAGAGAAAGAUCCAGAUAAUGAAUUUGCUAAUAUGUGGAUUGAAAGGACCACUUACGUGACAGCGUACAAAUUGCCUGGCAUUCUAAGAUGGUUUGAGGUGAAAUCUGUCUCAAUGGUCGAGAUAAGCCCCUUGGAGAACGCAAUAGAAACGAUGCAGUUAACGAAUGAGAAGAUCAAUAACAUGGUUCAACAGCACAUGAAUGACCCAAAUCUACCGAUUAACCCUCUCUCCAUGCUGCUGAAUGGAAUUGUGGAUCCUGCAGUAAUGGGUGGUUUCACCAAUUAUGAAAAGGCAUUCUUCACUGAAAGAUACCUGCAGGAGCACCCUGAAGACCAUGAAAAGAUUGAAAAGCUCAAGGACCUCAUAGCUUGGCAGAUCCCAUUCCUGAACGAAGGAGUCCGAAUUCAUGGUGAGAAAGUAACCGAAGCAUUGAGGCCUUUCCAUGAGAGAUUGGAAACCUGUUUCAAACAAUUGAAAGAAAAAGUGGAGAAACAAUAUGGAGUCAAAACAUGUUCUGCAAAUCCAGAUGAGCGCAGAGGAAACCGGCCUCGAUCAAUGGUACGAUCCUUCACAAUGCCAUCAACUCCAAGACCUCUAUCAGUUGCAUCAGUCUCCUCCAUGUCAUCUGACAGUACCCCGUCUAGGCCUGGUUCUGAUGGAUUUAUUCUUGAGCCCCUUCUUCCAAAGAAGAUGCAUUCAAGAUCGCAGGAUAAAUUGGAUAAGGAUGAAGCAGACAAAGACAAGAGAGAGCGAAAAAAGGAAAAAAGGAACAGUAGACAUCAAGAAAUGUUUGACAAAGAAUUUAAAACUACUGAUAUUUCUGGCCAGUCUACAGAGGCGGUGAUUCUCUCUGAAACGAUCAGUCCAUUAAGGCCACAAAGACCAAAGAGCCAGGUGAUUAAUAUAAUGGCACCUGAUAAACGGUUUACUCCAUCACCAAUGCCAACUCCGAUAACUCCCAAAGCCAAGUUAUCUUUCUCCUUACAGCCUGGCCUGAAUUUAGAUCUUAAUGGUGCAGAUAAUCCUGAGCAGACUGGAAUACCACCUCCUCUUCCUGUCAAAGGCAACACUGGUGAUUAUGGAUCUCUGACUGAAAGUCAAGAACUCGCCAUUUCUAUCACACCACCCCCACAUCAAUCAAGGCUCCCGCCACCUCUACCAAGCAAGACGCCUCCUCCUCCUCCUCCAAAGACAACUCGGAAGCAAGCAUCAGUAGAUUCUGGGAUUGUGCAGUACUGACACUAUAUCCAAUACAAAUUCCAGCAUACACUGCUCCCUUACAAAAGAUAGAAAAUGCAGUCUGUCCAUUCUUUUGCCCUUCAAACUGAGGGGACAUACAAAAUGAUUCACCUCAUUUAGGUCUACACAGUCAAAUAAGGAGACAGAAAAUAUGUAAUUUAGCCAACAGAUUCUGCUGCUGAGUUUUAAAUAUUAACUAAUACAUAUAAUGUGCAAAUAAAUUGCUAAACAGCUGAAAUGUUAUAUUUGAAACUUCUUUUAUGCUGUAAAAGAUUGAAAAUGUUGUUUAGUGGAUCAAAAUUCCUGGCAUUUGGUUUGGAGACUUAUUUAAUGACCCAGAUUUAGUGGUCAGUAGCAAAGUGAUGUUGCUCAUCACUAACUUUGAAAGAAGAUGUCCACAAAGAUCUAGUCAUCUCUGUGGCAUGAAUUUCACCUUUCCUGACAUUAGUUUGAAUCUGGUGCCAAGUAAAGAAAUUCUCCAGGUGUGCAACAACAGUGAUAACAUCAAACAGGGUAUGAUGUGGCAGCCUUCCGCCUCGUAAGAUGAUGGUUUGCGCCAUGAUGGCCAACUCUGUGCCAAGCAUUGCCUGGUGUGGCUCAGGAGCCUCAAUCUGGCAUGGCAGUCCCUGCUCCAUUUGCUGCAGAGGAAAACAGUGGGCUGAGAAGGUGCACAAUUGACCGGCCUCUGUUUUCUCCAGGCCCUCUUAGCCGGUUUUGUUUGUGCUCACCUUUUCCAAUGCCCUUCCAAACAGUCUACAUCCAGAAGUCUCAGCUGUCAGUGACUGUCUCCCAGUUAUCAUUGUCAGUAUCUGCCAUCUUCAUAUCUCACUUGCAUGUGUCCAUGUAGCGGAGGUAUGAAUGCCCAGAGGCCGUGCUCAGUAGCCAGUUCAGAAGGUCUUUGGAUAUAAAACCAUCAUCCAUCUAAUGAACGUGGCUGAGCUAGUGCCGAUGUUGUUGGCUUAGCAAUGAGUGUAGGCUGAUGAAACUAAUACUGUUCAGGACCUCAGAAUUGGUGACCUUGUCCUGUCAAGAGAUUCUGAUGAUAUAUCUGAGACAGCAAAGUGGAAACAAUUCACCCUUUUCUCCUGCCUAGAAUAUGUUGUCUAGGUCUCACCACUGUAGAGGAGUGUGCUGAGGAUGCAAGCUUGGUAAACUCACAGUUUGGUGUUCAGUCAGGUUGCUGUCGUUCCACACUCUCUUAUUCAGCUUGGACAUAACAGCUGCAGUUUUUGAAAUGUGUGUGUUGAUUUCAGCAUCAAAUGACAUAUUGCUAGUGAUUGUGGAGCCUAGGUAUGUGAAGCUAUCAACCUCCAGUGUCAUAUUGGUAAUGCUGAUAGAUGGUGGUAUGACAACAUCCUGAACCAUAACAUUUGUCUUUCUGAUGCUGAUGGUCAAACCAAACUCUUCACAGCUUGAGGAAGUCUGUCCAUCUGCUGCAAAAAGACCCUCUGAAAAAACAGGGUAAACAGCCAGUUACAUUGAAGUAAUCUUACAGCAACCAGCCAGGAAGUAAAAUGCACUGAAUAUCCUUCAUUUAUUUUAAUAUCGCAGAGAGUGAAGUAAAGAUUGGGACAUACAUAUUAAAAGCUGAAAUAUCUUAAAAAUCAAAGGAAUUCAUUAUAUUAAAAUCUAGGAAUUUUGAUCAGAAUGGAAAAAAAAUUGACAUUGCACAGAUAUAAAAUUAGUUAUCCAAGGCGAGAGAGGCUCUUCAUCAGUAGAUAUGACUUAGUAACCGUUAAAAAAUAAUUUACACCUCAUUAGCAAGGUGUAACAUUUUAGGGGGUUUUAACAGCAAUAUUACAGUAUAAAAGAGGAAUUUCUCAUAAGUUCCGUGAUUUCUAACUGGUUACAGUCUGCAGGGACUUCAACAGUGCGCCCUAUGGAGAAGCGUGGAAUCACUGACAGCAUCUUCUAGAUUUCAGCGUUUAACUUCGCAUGUGCGGAUUCCAGAAGUUGUUAUCAGUUUCAUAGGAGUAAUGACAGCAAAUGCUGACACUUUCACCAUCAUUACCACUGCAAAAUCCAGACCAAUGACUCUUGCGUUAGAAGCACAUGAAUAUAUUACUUUUCUUGGUUUCAGUUUAUAUAGUUAUUCAACAGUUAAUUCAUUCUCAGAUAUGAAAUUUUGCUUACUUUUCAAAUAAGACGGGUAAAGUAAUAGUCUUUGAUGAAACAAAUUACUGCUUUGUCCAUGGAGUGUAAUCAUUAUGUACAGAAGUUUGUAUAUAUAUAUGAAGCUGAAAAUUUUAAAACUCGUUUUAUGGUGUCAACAUUUAUUACAAUUGCUUAGUAUAAUUCUGUCAUGGAUUUAUUCCUAAUAAGAGCUUUUAGAUUUUGAAGCUUGUUGACUGUAAACUAUUGGUCAUAUUUUGCUAAAAGAUCAUGUUUUUGUUUUAUUUAAUAGGGUCAAAAUGGGAAAUGGAAAUGCCAACUAACUCUAUCUUCAGUUCUUUUGUUAUGAUCUAAUGACUUCUAAAAUGUAAUUUUUAGCCUUUCCUGUAAUCAUGAUAUGAGUGAUUAAUCAAUUCACUACUGAUUCCCAAAAUAAAAACAAAAGUGUUAAAAGUU